UAUAAUGACCAAAAGAAUAUUACUAUAUUACUCCUUUCGAUUUGUGCUCAUUAGGAGGCUCAUUAACAUAUUUUCUAAGGAAAAUAAGUGUUACUCCUUUCGAUCUUGUUAUAAGAAAAUCGAUUUAAUUUUGAAGUUUAUCAAACAAAUGAUAUAUGUGAUCUAUAAUAAAUACCGUUUCCCAAUAAGCAAACUGAAGAUUUAACUUCUCCACUGCAUUUUUCUUGUUAAUCAGAAAUGAAAACAGCUUUUGGAAAAAAGCACGUUCCACAUUCACCUUAAACCGUUAUGUUGCUGAUUUCAUUCAAUUCAAUACACAUUUCACAAUCUUUUUCUGAAAACCCCUAAAUCCCUUUCGCUCUCUCUGAAAAACCAUGAAUCUAAUUGUUGGAGCUUUCAAGCCUCCGUGCAAAAUUUCAAUCUCUCUUGCUGAUGGAAGAACUCGCAAGCAGGUUCGCGUGAAGGAAAAUGACCAGACAGUACUAGUUCCUCUCUUUCAAAGUCAGGAGACUAUAAUUGGGGAGGUUAUUAUAGAGCCUGCACGUGGGAAGAAGGUUGAACAUAAUGGUGUAAAAAUUGAGCUUCUUGGUCAAAUAGAACUGUAUUUUGAAAGAGGCAACUUCUAUGACUUUACUUCUCUUGUACGCGAACUUGAGGUUCCUGGAAAUUUAUAUGAAAGGAAAACUUACCCGUUCGAAUUCUCCGCUGUUGAAAUGCCACAUGAAUCUUACAAUGGAAUCAAUGUUAGGCUUAGGUACAUUUUGAAAGUGACAAUUAGUCGAAAUUAUGUCAACAACAUUGUAGAGCACGUGGAUUUUGCUGUGCGCAAUUACGUUCCAGCUCCAUUAAUUAAUAACAGCAUUAAGAUGGAAGUAGGAAUUGAAGACUGCUUACACAUAGAGUUUGAAUACAGUAAAAGCAAGUAUCAUCUGAAGGAUGUUGUCAUUGGCAAAAUAUAUUUUGUUCUGGUGAGAAUCAAAUUAAAAAACAUGGAACUUGAAAUCAGGCGUCGAGAAUCAACUGGAUCAGGGACCAAUAUGUAUGUUGAGACAGAGACCCUUGCAAAGUUUGAGUUGAUGGAUGGUGUUCCAAUCCGAGGAGAAUCAAUUCCUAUAAGAUUGUUCCUCAAUCCAUAUGAGCUGACACCAACAUACCACAAUAUCAAUAACAAAUUCAGCGUGAAGUAUUUCCUAAAUCUUGUUUUCGUGGAUGAAGAGGACCGGCGGUACUUCAAGCAGCAAGAAAUCACAGUAUAUCGCCUACUUGAAAACUCAUGAAUAUCUUUUGCUUGGAAUAAGGGAUUGUUUGGUAGUGUCUGAUGUGAGUGGUAAGUUUCGUGUUUUACUGGUGUUACUAGAAAAGUGAGUAGUAGUACCUUUUCACUUUCUUGACAAGUAUGUAACUAUCCUAAAUUUUGACAUCCAACUUAGCUCCAUUUUUAAAAUGACAUGCAUCAAAACUUCAUAAUUUUCAA
Messenger RNA from Trifolium pratense (red clover), 1474 nucleotides. RefSeq names its product vacuolar protein sorting-associated protein 26A-like. Gene Ontology annotation, biological process: intracellular protein transport; retrograde transport, endosome to Golgi. The coding region runs from base 375 to 1277 and encodes 300 amino acids. The transcript is spliced from 11 exons. The record is from RefSeq and is a predicted model, not a curated record. Gene Ontology annotation, cellular component: retromer complex; endosome. NCBI's taxonomy places the organism in Eukaryota, Viridiplantae, Streptophyta, Magnoliopsida, Fabales, Fabaceae.